This is a messenger RNA of Aspergillus tanneri, 690 nucleotides long. RefSeq names its product NOPCHAP1/New4 family protein. NCBI's taxonomy places the organism in Eukaryota, Fungi, Ascomycota, Eurotiomycetes, Eurotiales, Aspergillaceae. The record is from RefSeq and is a predicted model, not a curated record. The transcript has 2 exons. Gene Ontology annotation, biological process: box C/D snoRNP assembly. Bases 1 to 690 code for a protein of 229 amino acids.
AUGGUCGAUGCGCAGCGUAAGCGCCCACAGUCCGUCGAUCGCUUACCACCAUCUUCCGCGACUUCCCCCACCCAACAACCUCGCGCCCAGAGCGACCUGGAGCACGCCCGGCGCCAAAUUUCGCCUCCCCGCGCCGGCUCCGUCGCCAAUGGCGCGCCCCCAGUGAUCGCUAGCGACGACGACGACCGAGAUGAGGACGAUUUCACCUCCUCGUCGGGCAGUAAUACUAGCGAAGAUGAAAGUGAUGAAGAUAACGACGAGCAAGCCCAGUCCGGUGAUGGUGACGUCAAAAGCGACGAUGGCUCACUGCCACAUAUAUCGGGGUGCUCGAAACCGCUAAUCCGCCGCGUCGACAAAGAUCCUGGUCUCAUGGCUCGGUUAUCGGCCUUUUUGCCACAGAUAAGAAGCGCCAACGAGGAUUUGCAGCGUGAAAUUGACGCCGGGAGAGGAAAGAAUCUGAGACUGGAUGAGGUGGAUGAACUUCAUGAGGGGCGGUAUAUUGAGAUGAAUUUAGGUCUAGGUGUAUUGGAAGAGCAACACUCCGACGACCACGUCGAUAAAUCGGAUGGAGGUCAUACAAAUCACUCGGAAUCGAGCUCGAAACAGAACGACUCGAACAAUCUGGAGAAAUUGAUGGGGAAGAACGAGGAAGCGUCCCCGUCGAAUAUACCUACCAUCGAAGAGCUAUAG